AUGGGAGCGCCGGUUGUUGCGGCCUCUGCCCAUGGCAUGUCGGCUCACGAGAGCGAUGCCAAGGGGUCUUCGAAGGGGCCUCAUAUCGUCGACCGAAUCACCAAGAGCGGACGCAGGCUCUGGUACUGUUUGAAGGUCAUCCAGCAGCCAGAGCGCGCCAGAGCAUGUGGCUCGGGCCCAAAGUCGUCGGCCGAUCGACGUCCCGUUGAUCCGCCCCCGGUUGUGGAGUUGCGCAUCUACGAGGGCCAAAGCUGGGAACUAGCCCAGGAGAAGGACGUCACGUUCCUGUACAACGCCAACUUCUUUCUCUAUGCCACCCUCGAGCAUGCACGUGUUAUGGCACACGGCCGGGUGCAGACGCCCGCUGCCAAUACGCCACCCGUCUUGACCGGUAUGCCCGUAUCUGGUAUGGCAUAUCUGGACCGACCGCAGGAGGCAGGAUAUUUCCUGUUCCCGGAUCUCUCUGUGAGACACGAGGGUCGCUAUCGCCUGACCUUUAACCUUUACGAGGAGACCAAGGAGGACAAGGACAAGGAUGCCGAGUCGUCGGAGCCAAAGCAGGCCUCGCAUGCACUGAACCCGGCGACAGGUGGAUCUUUUGAUUUCCGUAUGGAAGUGAAGUCGCAGGACUUUGUCGUCUACAGCGCCAAGAAGUUCCCCGGGUUGACGGAAAGCACAGCACUGAGCCGCGUGGUGGCAGAACAGGGCUGCCGUGUCCGGAUUCGUCGUGAUGUCCGGAUGAGACGCCGCGACGUAAAGGGUGGUGGAGAUUUCGACAAUGGAGAAGACGAAUAUGCUCGGAGAGCUCGGAGGACCGCUACACCGGAUACGCGACCCGACCCGUAUAGAGCCCGGUCGUUGAGUGGUAGCGUGGAACGGACCCCGUACUCGGCCGAUUCGCAGCGGAGGCCGUCGAUUGCCGACUAUCCGCCUCAGUUCGUAGCGCAAAACCCACCGCAGGGCGGUCAUCUCCAAUUCCUCGGUGGAAAUUCCAGCUCGCAAUAUCCGUCUCAGCCGCAAAACUUUGCUCAGCCCCCCUCAGUCCCCGCCUCGCCCGUGUACCCCCCGAGUCAAGGAGCGUCGUAUCCGUCGGCUUCGUCGUACCCUCCACCGCCGCCGCUGUCGUACACUGCCGAGCGGACGCCAUCACAGUCGUAUGCCCCGAUCACGCCGAUUACACCGUCUCCGCGUCGUGACAGCGUCCAGCACGAGUACCGAAGCUCGGUAGGAAGCGCAACACUCCCGCCCCUGAGUCUCCCUCCUUAUUCCGCAAAUCCACAACAUAUGCUUCCACAGAAACCCCAAGCCAUACCUCUGCCUCCGUUGCAAAUCGAUGGAGCCCUUUUGAGCCGGCUGCCAAUGCCGAGCCCAACGCUAAGUGGGCAUCGUCCUGGGUCACUCAGCGGGUCGUCAAGUGCCAGCUUUUCGCGUCCUUCGCCUGCGCAUUACGCAGGAACCAAGCGGGCUCACGAUCAAUCUUUCAGACAAGACGCCGAACCGCGUUACGACGGUGCUCGCGACCGUGGCUUAUCUGAAGACAUUGACGGAGCGCCGUUGGUGUACAAGCGUGCCGAUGGACGACGGGCCGAGCGGGUGGGCGACGUGUAA
Messenger RNA from Lasiosphaeria miniovina, 1608 nucleotides. Its product is annotated as velvet factor-domain-containing protein. The coding region runs from base 1 to 1608 and encodes 535 amino acids. The transcript has 2 exons. NCBI's taxonomy places the organism in Eukaryota, Fungi, Ascomycota, Sordariomycetes, Sordariales, Lasiosphaeriaceae. The record is from RefSeq and is a predicted model, not a curated record.